Molecule: messenger RNA, 1091 nt
Organism: Rhinichthys klamathensis goyatoka
Lineage: Eukaryota; Metazoa; Chordata; Actinopteri; Cypriniformes; Leuciscidae
Exons: 4
Coding region: 70-936 (288 amino acids)
Source: RefSeq, a predicted model, not a curated record
CAUUGUUACCUCGCCUGAACACACCGACUCAUCGCUCUACUGCGACCUGCGUACAUUACCAUCGCUAAAAUGGCGGCCAACCUCAACGUUGACGGAGCUCGUCUUCUAAUCGGCGAAGACAGUGCAACUAUUGGCGUUGAAGAGGACACAACUCAAGGUAAGCUUGUUACGCCACCAGGCGUCCCAGGGUUGUGUGUAACUGAAAAAGCAGCCGUCCCGAAUGACCUCAUAACCGAGGUAUCGCUACCUUUGAGUGGCGAUAACAGCGGGUCCAAACCCUGUGACGGAGGUGUAGCUGUGACGCAACAGGAUUCACCUCAGGCUACAACAGCCCCAAAUCUUGAUCCCGAGUCCAACGGGAAAUCUGGGGAAAAGCGGGAGAGGGAAUCGGACAACACCUCUGGGAUUCCAGUCAAACGUCGUUUGAGACUAUCGGAGGACACUGAGCAAGAGGGUGUACACGAUUACGAUGCGAGAUGCGCCGAGCUAUGGAUCGAUGGAGAAAUUGCCGCUUGCGAAGCUUAUGAAUUAUCUCAAGCCAGCAGCAACGCCAGACGCCAAUACUUGCUCAGAGACCCAAGACAAGCGAACAAUGGCGUUCGACGCAAUAACAAUUCUUCGGCUCAGCCGGUCACCCAGCUGACGGUCGGCCCCCAAACCACCAUAACCACCUGUUUUAAAGAGUUCAUCAAGGUUUUUCGUCAGACCGAGGUGUUGCGGAGAGCGGAUUUCGCAGAGUUGAUCAAUUUAGUUCGUGGAAUGCAAAGGGAUUUCAGAGUGUUGUCAAAUGAAAUCCAUAAUACUCGGGUGGAAAUCCAUAAUAUUCGGGUGGAUCAAAGACAGAUGUUAGAUGCAUUCUCACUUAUGUUGGAAAGAUUGAAUGUCAUUCAAAUGUAUGUGACAGACACACACAAAACAAUGAUGGGCAAUAAAUGAUGUGUCCGUUUAUACUGAUUUGUGCUUGAGCCUGGUGUUUUUACUGGUUCUCAGUUUUAUAUUGUAAUCACGAGUGAUUUUUAUGGCACCCACUCUUGUUCAUAAGCUCAUGCAUGUGUGUGUUAUGCAUGUAGUUUUUAAAUAAAUCACUUCAA